Molecule: messenger RNA, 2221 nt
Organism: Amaranthus tricolor (Joseph's coat)
Lineage: Eukaryota; Viridiplantae; Streptophyta; Magnoliopsida; Caryophyllales; Amaranthaceae
Product: AP-2 complex subunit mu
Exons: 13
Coding region: 463-1779 (438 amino acids)
Biological process (GO): endocytosis; intracellular protein transport
Cellular component (GO): cytoplasmic vesicle; clathrin adaptor complex
Source: RefSeq, a predicted model, not a curated record
GUUAGCCCACAUAGCUUUGAAUUCCAUUGUAUCAUGAAAACAAUUUUUGACACUUAAAUCAACUACUAGAAGUCUUAAAUUUGUAGUACUAGUAUUAGUGUAUUACCUACCCCCGUCUUCUUGUGACUUCGUGGACUAUGCUAAACAUUUUCCAUGAAUUUCCUAUCUUACCCUUUUAGGCUCGUUAGACGACCAUUCUUCUUCAUCUUUGAAUUUCUGACCAUGUUAGUACCUUCCAAAAUUCUGGUCUUCAAUCCGUAAGCUCAAUUAAUUGUUUAAUGCCAUUAAGUUUAUGCGAAAUGCAAAUUAAUUUCACAAUUUUGAUUCCAUAAUUGCAUCGUAUAAUAGCUAAGACGAUUCAAAACCCUAGAUCUCAGCAAAACUUUUUUAAUCAGUUGCAAAUUUCAGUUUAUUUUUUAGGUUUGAAUUUCUUUAGAGGAAUUUAGAUCCACUGGCUCAAACAUGCCGGUGGCAGCUUCUGCGAUUUAUUUCCUGAAUCUUCGUGGAGAUGUUCUUAUCAAUCGCCUCUAUCGCGAUGAUGUCGGGGGCAACAUGGUUGAUGCGUUUCGAAUGCAUAUUAUGCAAACAAAGGAACUUGGUACUUGUCCAGUGAGGCAGAUAGGAGGCUGCUCUUUUCUUUAUAUGAGAAUUAGUAAUGUGUACAUUGUAAUUGUUGUGAGCAGCAAUGCUAAUGUGGCUUGUGCUUUCAAAUUUGUUGUUGAGGCUGUGAAUCUUUUCAAAUCUUACUUUGGUGGGCAGUUUGAUGAAGAUGCUAUUCGAAAUAAUUUUGUCCUGAUAUAUGAAUUGUUAGAUGAAAUUAUGGAUUUUGGAUACCCACAAAAUCUCUCACCUGAAAUUUUGAAACUUUACAUUACUCAAGAGGGUGUACGUUCACCAUUUUCAUCGAAGCCUACCGAUAAACCAGUGCCGAAUGCAACGCUGCAAGUGACUGGUGCCGUUGGCUGGCGUAGAGAAGGUCUAGUUUAUAAGAAGAAUGAGGUCUUCUUAGAUAUUGUGGAAAGUGUCAAUCUUCUUAUGUCUUCGAAAGGUAGUGUCCUGCGUUGUGAUGUUACUGGAAAGAUUCUUAUGAAGUGCUUUCUGUCUGGAAUGCCUGAUUUGAAGCUCGGAUUGAAUGAUAAAAUUGGUUUGGAGAAAGAGUCACAGUUGAAAGCACGUCCAGCAAAAAGUGGAAAGACGAUUGAGUUGGAUGAUGUAACAUUCCACCAAUGUGUGAAUUUGACAAGAUUCAACUCAGAGAAGACUGUCAGUUUUGUCCCUCCAGAUGGUGAAUUUGAAUUAAUGAAAUAUCGUAUUACUGAGGGUGUUAAUCUCCCCUUCCGGGUAUUGCCUACUAUCAAGGAAUUGGGUAGGACACGUAUGGAAGUGAAUGUUAAGAUCAAGAGUGUCUUUGGUGCAAAAAUGUUUGCUCUUGGAGUGGUGAUUAAAAUCCCAGUUCCCAAACAAACAGCAAAAACAAACUUCCAAGUGACGUCCGGUAAAGCAAAGUAUAAUCCAUCUAUAGAUAGCUUGGUCUGGAAGAUAAGAAAAUUUCCAGGACAGACCGAAUCGACGUUAAGUGCUGAGGUGGAGUUGAUUUCUACCAUGGGAGAGAAGAAAUCCUCGACAAGGCCCCCAAUUCAAAUGGAAUUCCAGGUUCCAAUGUUCACAGCAUCAGGGUUACGUGUUCGUUUCCUCAAGGUCUGGGAGAAAAGUGGCUAUAACACCGUUGAAUGGGUUCGUUACAUUACAAAGGCUGGUUCCUACGAAGUCAGGUGUUAAACAGACAAUUAAGGAGGCAGCUUUUUUCUUCGAGGACAUUGUAGAGAUUUUCUGGAGCUGCUGAUGUCUCACAUUUAUUGUGGCAUUGGUUGCAGUUGCUAUCAAGUCCAAAUUAACCCUCUUCCAGCUAAUUUUCUGCUUGUUGCUCUCGGAAAUGCUAAUUUCUUUCCUUCGCCUCAUCUCCAAAUGUUUCGACCCCCUUGUAUUUUUGUUUAUUCAAUAUUUGAUAGUAUAGCAUAUGUUGAUAUGAUAUUUACAUUUACAGUGAGAAGAAAUGUCUUGUGGAAAAAAAUUGCAUUCAGAAUUAUGCUAACAGAAGUGCAGAGUUUUGAAAUUUACACCUUUUAUUGUGAAGUCCUCUCAAUGGGGAUCUUGAUUUGUUGAAUUUGAUCCUUGUAAUAUUCAGAAUUUUGGUAGCAAAUACUUUUGUGUUUGUGCUGUA